GCUGUGCGUCGCAUGCUGCUGACGUCCGCUCCGGUCACCUCUAGUCUGACUGUCAAAGUGGGAUGUAUCGAGCUCUAAGUACCGGUACACAGCGAGGGUCUUCUGCCCUUCGCAGGCUGCUCAGCACUUUGGUGAUUGCUGAACAUGACACGCAGCAGCUCACCCCAAUCACCCUCAAUGCUAUAUCUGCUGCAAAGAGACUUGGAGGGGAUGUGUCCUGCUUGGUGGCUGGAACCGACUGCUCCAAGGUAGCAGAGCAGUUAUCAAAGGUUGAAGGAGUUUCCAAGAUCUUUGUAGCCCAGCAUGAUGCAUAUAAAGGUUUUCUACCAGAGGAGCUGACGCCUUUGAUUCUGGAAGCACAGAAACAGUUUAAAUUUACCCACAUAUGUGCUGGAGCAUCAGCAUUUGGAAAGGGUUUACUGCCAAGAGUAGCUGCAAAGCUUGAUGUAGCCCCAGUAUCUGAUGUUAUUGACAUCAAGUCUCCAGAUACAUUUGUGAGGACAAUAUAUGCCGGAAAUGCUUUGUGUACGGUGAAAAGUGAUGAGUCUGUAAAAGUCUUCUCAAUCAGGGGCACAUCCUUUGAACCUGCUCAGAGCUCAGGAGGAAAUGCAAGCGUUGAAAAUGUGUCUCCACCUCCACCUUCUGGAAUAUCUGAGUGGCUGCAGCAAAGUCUGACCAAAAGUGACCGUCCAGAGUUAACCAGCGCUAAAAUUGUGGUCUCUGGAGGUCGAGGGCUAAAGAGUGGUGAUAACUUCAAGCUGUUGUAUGACCUUGCAGAUCAGCUGCAUGCUGCAGUGGGUGCCUCCCGUGCUGCUGUAGAUGCUGGAUUUGUCCCCAAUGAUAUGCAGGUGGGGCAGACAGGAAAAAUUGUAGCACCGGAGCUGUACAUUGCCGUUGGCAUCUCUGGAGCCAUCCAGCACUUGGCUGGAAUGAAGGAUAGCAAGACAAUUGUUGCCAUAAACAAGGAUCCAGAAGCUCCAAUUUUCCAGGUGUCGGAUUAUGGUUUAGUAGCAGAUUUAUUUAAGGCGGUGCCAGAAAUGACAGAACUACUUAAGAAGAAAUAAGGAAAUUACACUUGUCAAAGAAUAAAAACUGCUGCUUUUAAAAACAAUUCAUUGUAAUUACAGCCACGUACAUUACAGGAUACGGUAUGCCAAGCCUGAUAAUAAAUAUACUUUUUUACUAAUGGUGUUUAAAUGGUUUAGGAAUAACAGAA
Molecule: messenger RNA, 1216 nt
Organism: Nanorana parkeri
Lineage: Eukaryota; Metazoa; Chordata; Amphibia; Anura; Dicroglossidae
Gene: ETFA
Product: electron transfer flavoprotein alpha subunit
Exons: 12
Coding region: 63-1064 (333 amino acids)
Cellular component (GO): mitochondrion
Molecular function (GO): flavin adenine dinucleotide binding; electron transfer activity
Source: RefSeq, a predicted model, not a curated record